AUGUCUUCACAUGCUGCGAGUGCCACACUGUAUGGCUUGACCUUGAAUCUACGGCAAGCAGAGCAGACAGGCAGCCGACCGCGGAGUUCUUCGUCCGGACUUCAGUGGCAAAUCCACUGUAUACCAUUACCUUUCAGGAGCUUUAAUCUUGACAGAAGAUACCAUACUUCUUUGCCGUUCCAAUUUCACACCCCGAAGAGUUCUCCAGUCCGUCAAUAUAAGUCUCGAGAUUUGACAGGCGUGAGGCAGUCCGCCUCUCCACCGUACUGUGAGCCUGUACUCAUAAACGUCGAUCAGUGCAUCGCGGUUCGGAGUCCAGGGACCACAACUUUUGGAGCGCGUGGUUUGAAAUUUUUAACGUGUCAUCUGAGUGCUCGAUUGGCAUCGGUUUCUCGAAAGCGCCGGUGUUCUGAAUGUCAGCAGUCCACUGUUUAG
Messenger RNA from Opisthorchis viverrini, 435 nucleotides. RefSeq lists its product as hypothetical. The record is from RefSeq and is a predicted model, not a curated record. Bases 1 to 435 code for a protein of 144 amino acids. NCBI's taxonomy places the organism in Eukaryota, Metazoa, Platyhelminthes, Trematoda, Opisthorchiida, Opisthorchiidae. The transcript is spliced from 2 exons.